This is a messenger RNA of Mucor velutinosus, 1005 nucleotides long. RefSeq names its product peptidylprolyl isomerase fpr3 (gene FPR3). The coding region runs from base 1 to 1005 and encodes 334 amino acids. NCBI's taxonomy places the organism in Eukaryota, Fungi, Mucoromycota, Mucoromycetes, Mucorales, Mucoraceae. The transcript is spliced from 5 exons. Gene Ontology annotation, molecular function: methyltransferase activity. The record is from RefSeq and is a predicted model, not a curated record.
AUGGGAGCUCGUCUAUCAGCACAUCAGAAUCGGAAGAGAGUCUCCUCGAGACUACAGCCUUCCGUAAAGACUACCGCUUCAUAUAGUGGAUCACUGUCAACUACAAGCAAGACGGCAAGCUCCAACAAGGAGCCAUCCACUUCCAGUCAGUCGUCAGAUGGCAUUAUCCGAAACGGCAGAAAAUUUCACAACGAAACAAGCUCUGUAUACUGGUUUCCAAAUGAUGAUGAAGAGAUGGAUAGGCUUGUUGGCCAACAUUUCGCCUUGAAAGCUUUGUUCAAUGGAAAUAUUCCAGAGGAAGCGUUUGAGAAUGGCACAAUUCCAUUUGAAGAUGGAGCCAAGAUAUUAGAUUUAGGCUGUGGACCUGGCACUUGGAUCAUGGAUGUAGCAACCGAGUUCCCAUCAAGCGAAUUCAUUGGUGUGGAUAUGUGCGAUGUAUUCCCAAACAAUAUUAGGCCAGCCAACGUAACAUUUCAAAUUGGAAAUGUGCUGGAAGGCCUCGCUUUCGAGGACAACACAUUCGACAUGGUCAACUUUAGAAUGUUCAUUUUGGCCUUCAAAACAGAGGAGUGGGCGCCUGUGCUGAGGGAGAUCAAACGAGUGCUGAAGCCAGGCGGAUUCAUCUUGUCCAGAGAGCCUGGUAUGUUAGAAGUGGGAAAUGAUUUUGUGAAAUGGGCCGGAAAGAUAUUUAAAGAGAGAAUGAUCGAACGUGGCCAAGAACCUUAUAUUGCGGACGAAAUGAAAAAUUAUAUGGAAUUAGAAGGUUUUGAAGUAGUACAUUGUAUCAAAAAGCAUUCUUUCCUGGGUCGACCUGAUCAUCUGAACCGAGAGUUCUUGUGGGAUAUUCGAUCCAUCUUUAAAAGCGGGCAGCCUUUUUUGGGGGAGCAUUUGCAAGUAUCAAAUGAAAAGUAUCCCCAAUUUUUAGAUGAGCUAGUAGCCAAUUGCCAAGAGCAACCAGAGUCAAGAUGGUCUAUGGUUUCUACAAUGGGUAGAAAGCCAAUGUAA